AUGGCAAUAAUACAGAUGACUCACAACACUCUGUCUCUGCAUCAGCACCUUGCAGGAAAAAGGUGGCUUCAUAAUGAUCACACAUUCGAUGAUUAUGAGGAUGGACCUACUAUUGAGAUGUUGAAAGCACAGAGGGACAUAAAUCCAACAACAAUAUUCCAGUCUGAGGCAAUCCGGCUCUCUUCUGCUUGGAUGGAUUGGGUCAAUCAUGGAUAUCGCAUCACACCUAGCUCAUUUCAUAUGUUCUAUCUAUGUGACCCCAUAGCCACCAUGGAUCACAUCAUACCUAUUGGAACAACCAACUCCUAUGAUACUUCGAAUCAGAUUCCAGAUCGAGUGACAGGUGCAUACAGCCUUGCACGUCUCGGACCAUCUCAAGACACACAGCACACGCAUGUUACAGAUGUGAAAAUCCUCUCUGCUUCUGAACUAAUAGAAUCUGCGCAAUAUGAUCCCCCCCUGUACAAGGAAUGCAGGUUCGGACAUAAUUCCUUUGUCCGUGGCCGCACAAGCCAUAGAUAUGGUGAUGGACCUGCAAUGUAUGUCGACCUUGAAAGAGAUGCAAUAAAGUUUUCGGAGGAUGAGAUAGAGACCUCACUGGACAUCGACAGUAUCAUUUGGACGACAAAGGUUUUCCGAUGCAGAGGGUCUGUAGGGAUUUAUGUCACUCCGCCAUUUCAAACCAAGCCUGGUAUUUUCAAGCACAACCAUGCAUACGUCGACAUAACAAUUCCCCAGUCUGAAGAAGAUGCUAAUACUCCUGGUGGGCGAACGGAAUGGCUAUCAAAAAGAUUUCCCAUGUCUGCGAUCCCUCACACCUGCAUUGGGCGCAUAUCCUCUGCUUCCUCGACGCUCAAUCUUUAUAUUGCCUUCCCUAGAAUGAUAUACUAUUAUCUGGACCAUAUGGAAGCUUGUAUACGUGAUGGAGAGGGAGAGCUCAGCAUGUAUGGAUUAUUAUUCUUCAUUCUAGAGGGAAAGGGAAUCAAGCUUCUUAUGAAGGAUGAACAGAGAGGGCAAUUCUCAGGACCAGAAGAGGCUCUGCUUCACAAUCUUCCCGACCUUAACUGGAAAUAUAUGAUGAAUAGGAGACAUGGAGAGUUACUGGUAGACAUCAGCAUCUCAUUUACACCUCACUCUCCAGAAGUUCCAAUAUCGGUUUAUGGAGAUUAG
Molecule: messenger RNA, 1170 nt
Organism: Suillus discolor
Lineage: Eukaryota; Fungi; Basidiomycota; Agaricomycetes; Boletales; Suillaceae
Exons: 3
Coding region: 1-1170 (389 amino acids)
Source: RefSeq, a predicted model, not a curated record